Triticum turgidum subsp. durum (durum wheat) is the source of this 1440-nucleotide messenger RNA. The record is from the annotation of a GenBank genome assembly. Lineage: Eukaryota; Viridiplantae; Streptophyta; Magnoliopsida; Poales; Poaceae.
AUGAAGCAGACCGUGGUGAUGUACCCCGGCGCCGGCGUCGGCCACGUUGGCCCCGUGACGGAGCUCGCCAACGUCUUCCUCAAGCACGGCUACGACGUCACCGUGGUGCUCGUCGAGCCGCCUUUCAAGUCGACAGACUCCGCCGCCACCGCCAUCGAGCGCAUCGCCGCCUCCAACCCUUUCAUCUCCUUCCAUGUCCUCCCGCCCCUCCCUGCGCCAGACUUUGCCGCCUCCGGCAAGCACCCUUUCCUACUCAUGCUCCAGCUCUUGCACGAUUAUAACGAGCGGUUGGAAGCGUUCCUCCGUGGCAUCCCCCGGAAGAGCUUGCACUCUGUUAUCCUCGACAUGUUCUGCGUCCACGCCACCGACGUCUGCGUGAAGCUCGGCGUCCCGGUCUACACGUUCUUCGUCGGGGGCGCCUCGUGCCUGUCGGUCCUAACCCAGGUCCCGGCAGUGAUCGCCGGCAGGCAGACGGGCUUGAAGGAACUCGGGGACAUGCCCCUCGAUUUCCUCGGCGUCCCGCCGAUGCCAGCGUCUCAUCUCAUCAAGGAGCUGCUGGAGCACCCCGAGGAUGAGAUGUGCAAGGCCAUGACAGACGUCUGGAAGCGCAACACGGAGACCAUGGGCGUUAUGGUGAACACGUUUGAGUCAUUGGAGAGCCGGGCGGUGCAGUCUCUCAUGGACCUCCCCGGCAGGAAGCUGCGUCCGAUCUACUGCGUCGGGCCGUUGGUCAGCAAGGGCGCCAAGGAUGCCUCCGACAAAGCAGAGAGGAACGAGUGCCUUGAGUGGCUCGAUGCGCAGCCCGACCGCAGCGUCGUGUUCCUCUGUUUCGGGAGCAUGGGCACGCUCUCGGCGGAGCAGCUCAAGGAGAUGGCCGUUGGGUUGGAGCGGUCUGGGCAGCGGUUCCUAUGGUCCGUGCGCAACCCGGCCGGAAGCAACAACCCGAAGAAAUACUUGGAGGUGCGCCCCGAGCCGGACCUUGACGCGCUGCUUCCUCAAGGGUUCCUGGAGCGGACCAAGGGCAGGGGCCUCGUCGUCAAGUCAUGGGCGCCGCAGGCGAACGUGCUCCGCCACCGCGCGACGGGCGCGUUCGUGACGCACUGCGGAUGGAACUCGGUGCUGGAGGCCGUUGCGGCCGGGGUGCCGAUGCUGUGCCUGCCGCUGGAGGCGGAGCAGAAGAUGAACAAGGUGUGCGUGACGGAGGACAUGGGCGUCGCCGUGGAGCUGGAGGGAUACAUGGCAGGUUUUGUCAAGGCAGAGGAGGUGGAGGCCAAGGUGAGGCUGGUGAUUGAGGGCGGGGAUGGGAGGCAGCUCAGGGCCCGGGCGGCUGCUCGCAGGGAAGAGGCCGAGGCGGCGCUGGGGGAAGGGGGCUCGUCGCGGGCGUCGUUUGCCCAGUUUCUGUUGGACGUGGACAAUCUCGGAAAGCAGCUCGGCGAGUGA